AUGGAACAAGACCCGAGCCUCGACGCUCGCUUGGACCGGUAUGACCUCAGUCAGUACCGUCCGCUGCUGCAACAAGCGGGCAUCCGGACAAUCGAAUCGCUUCUGGGUCUCCCUGACGAUCGACUCAAGGCCAUCGGCCUGGACGACUCAGCCAUCGAGAGGGUCCGCAAAGCCCACAACAAACACGCAAAUGCAACUUGCACCCCGCCUGGCACAGCUACCGGCGAGCACAAGUGUAAUAGCCCCUGGGUGAUCCCCGACUGGAAAUGCGCGGCCGGGUUCAAGACCCACCAUAUAUUUAUCAGCUACCGUGUGGCCAGCGAGUCCGAAGCGGCAACCGAGCUGCACUCCACCCUCAGUGUUGUCAAGAAUGAGGAUGAUCAAGACUGCCAAUGUCUAUCCUUGCCCGUCCUCAAGUACGCCGGCGGUCGCUUGAUCCACACCUACCUUGACAAGCGCUGCUUGAUCGAUGGCAAGAGCUGGGAGCAAGGGUUCCGCAACGGGCUCGUUAACUCGCAAGUGAUUGUCCUGCUCUUGUCCGAGAACGGUCUUCAGCGAACCAAGGAGGCCCACAAGAAGCCCGACAACCAAUUCCUCGAGGCGAGUGCAUGCAUCCUCUGGCUACAUUUUUGUUUGCACAGCCGGACCGAGACCCGGGCUUGCAGCAUUCCAUAA
Polychytrium aggregatum is the source of this 675-nucleotide messenger RNA. RefSeq lists its product as uncharacterized. The transcript is spliced from 4 exons. Lineage: Eukaryota; Fungi; Chytridiomycota; Chytridiomycetes; Polychytriales. The record is from RefSeq and is a predicted model, not a curated record. The coding region runs from base 1 to 675 and encodes 224 amino acids.